AAGAAAAGCGAAAGGACAAGCAUCGAUGCACUUCAGUCAGGAGCGAGAACUAGUUCCGCCUCUUUCCCUUCCGAAGACGUCAAACGUGAGGUCAAAGAGGUAUUUCAGGCAUGGGUAUUUAGUCCCAAGUAUGGCUUCUCGUUUUAGUGGAGUUUUACAAUUGACGGAUUUGGAUGAUUUUAUUGCUCCUUCACAGGAAUGCAUAAAACCUAUUAAGGUUGAAAAGAAGUCUGGAAAAUCUGCUGCAAAAAUUAAAAUUGAAGAAGAUGGGAGUUAUUUUCAGGUAGAGCAGGAUGGAGGUGUCCAGAAGUUGGAAAAAGCUAAAAUUACACUGAAUGACUGUUUGGCUUGUAGUGGAUGUAUUACCUCAGCAGAGAGCGUAUUGAUAACACAGCAGAGUCAUGAAGAACUCUACAGAGUUUUAAACCAAAAUAAGAUUGCAGCAACAAGUCUGCAGAAAAUGGUGGUAGUUUCUGUUUCACCACAGUCUAGAGCAUCCCUGGCUGCACAAUAUAGCCUGAGUAUUGCAGAUGCAACAAGGAAACUAAAUACAUUUUUUAAAACCUUAGGUGUUCACUAUAUCUUUGAUACGACCUUUGCAAGGAACUUCAGCUUGUUAGAAAGUCAGCAGGAGUUUGUGAAUCGUUUUCAGAGGCAGAAGGAGGAUCCAUCAUCUUUACCCAUGUUAGCUUCUGCAUGUCCAGGUUGGAUUUGUUAUGCAGAGAAGACCCAUGGAACAUUCAUUAUACCUUAUAUUAGUACUACAAAAUCUCCACAGCAAAUCAUUGGCUCUUUAGUUAAGGAUUUCUUUGCAAAACAGAAGAAGGUAACACCAGACCAGAUAUACCAUGUUACAGUGAUGCCAUGCUAUGACAAGAAACUGGAGGCAUCUAGAGAAGACUUUUUCAGCAAAGAAUACCAAGUCAGAGAUGUGGACUGUGUAAUUACUUCAGGAGAAGUAUUAAGGAUGUUGGAAAAGGAAGGUGUUUCUUUAUCAGAUUUAAACCCUCUCCCAUUUGAUUCUAUGUUUGACAGUGUGCCUGCUGAUUGUGAUCUCAGCCAUUCAGGAGGUGGUUCAGGUGGUUAUUUAGAGCAUAUCUUUCGUCAUGCUGCCAAAGAGCUCUUUGGAAUGGAAGUAAAGGAAAUUGCUUAUAAGAUUCUAAAGAACAAGGAUUUUCAGGAAGUAGUGCUAGAAAAGGAUGGUGCUGUUUUGCUUCGGUUUGCCAAGGCAUAUGGUUUUAGAAACAUUCAGAACCUAAUGCAGAAGAUGAAACGUGGAAAAUCCCCAUAUCAUUAUGUUGAGGUCAUGGCUUGCCCUUCAGGUAAGCAUUUAUGA
Protopterus annectens (West African lungfish) is the source of this 1336-nucleotide messenger RNA. It is a transcript of the gene CIAO3, whose product is annotated as cytosolic iron-sulfur assembly component 3. Gene Ontology annotation, biological process: iron-sulfur cluster assembly. The coding region runs from base 26 to 1336 and encodes 436 amino acids. Gene Ontology annotation, molecular function: 4 iron, 4 sulfur cluster binding. Gene Ontology annotation, cellular component: cytosolic [4Fe-4S] assembly targeting complex. The transcript has 10 exons. The record is from RefSeq and is a predicted model, not a curated record. NCBI's taxonomy places the organism in Eukaryota, Metazoa, Chordata, Ceratodontiformes, Protopteridae.